Sardina pilchardus (European sardine) is the source of this 1335-nucleotide messenger RNA. RefSeq names its product interferon-induced protein 44-like. NCBI's taxonomy places the organism in Eukaryota, Metazoa, Chordata, Actinopteri, Clupeiformes, Clupeidae. The transcript has 5 exons. Bases 1 to 1335 code for a protein of 444 amino acids. The record is from RefSeq and is a predicted model, not a curated record. Gene Ontology annotation, biological process: immune response.
AUGGCAGACCUUUUGAGGAAAUUUCCAAUCAGUACUCCAGAUGUUGACAAACUCCGCAUCCUGGUCCACGGUCCAGUGGGAGCAGGGAAGUCCAGCUUCAUCAACUCCAUCGACUCCGUCUUCCAGGGGCGCAUGGCCAGUAUGGCCAUAGCAGACGCAGCGACUGAUCGCAGUUUCACCAAGACGUUCCAAACGCACUACAUUAAAAAUCAGAAGUAUGGAACCUCCCUGCCCUUUGCCCUGUGUGACAUCAUGGGUCUGGAAGCUGUGAAUUCCGAAGGGGUGAAAACUGAGGACCUCAUCAAAGUGUUGCAGGGUCACAUUGAAAAUGGCUUUAUGUUUAAUCCUACCAGCCCAGCUUCAGAGAAGGACCCUGGAUACAAAAGCAGUCCCACGUUGAAAGACAGAAUCCACUGCCUGGUCAGUGUCAUCCCAGCCAAUUCCAUCUCCAUGAUGGACGAUGGCGUCAUUGAGAAGAUGAAGCAUGUCAGGGCCAAAGCUGGUCUUCAGGGUAUUCCUCAGGUGGUGGUCCUGACUAAAGUGGAUGAGACAUGUCCCACAGUAAAAAAGGACAUUAAACUUGUCUACAGGAGCAAGAAGAUCAGAGAGAAGAUGGAGGUGUGUAGCAACAGACUCGGAGUUCCCAUGAACUGCAUCUUCCCAGUGAAGUGCUACCAUGAGGAGAUUGAUCUGAAUGAUGAAGUGGACGUGCUGCUGCUCUCUGCUCUGACCUUCAUCCUCAACUUCGCCAACGACCACGUGGAAGUGAUGGCGUCCUCUCCGCCCCCUGCUGUUAACGUGAGGGGUGGCAGCAGCCCCCAAUAUGCAGUGAUAGCGCCCCAUGUCCGUGACCACCCCAAACAUCAGGUGGCAGAGAAGGCACCCCCUCCUAAAGGUGCCCACCCCAAACAUCUCGUGGUAGAGAAGGCACCCCCUCCUAAAGGUGCCCACCCCAAACAUCUCGUGGUAGAGAAGACACCCCCUCCUUCUGGUGCCCACCCCAAACACCAGGUGGCAGAGAAGGUACUUCUUCUUGCUGGUGCCCACCGCAAACAUCACGUGGCAGAUGAUGUCAGAGGUCACUUGAAGGAGCGAGCCCCCCAUGGCUACGUCGAAGAUGAAUAUGAAGUCGACCUCUACAAUGACACCUCUCCACCUCCUUCUCCACCUCCUCCUCCACCUCCGUCUCCACCACCUGUGUCUCCCUCAUCACCCUCUCCUGUUUCUACACCUCCUGGUCCGAGUCGUCCUCGUCCUCCUGUUCUUCCUCGUCCUCCUUCCCUUGAGAAAAAAGUCGUCUUUGAAGAGAAGCAUCGUCCUUUCAAAUAUUUUUAA